CUUCGAGGACUGUAGGAGUGUGAUGCUGAUGAUGUGAGUGAGAAGAAGAAACAAAAACUAGCCGUGACAACAGCGGUGAAUGUUGAUCCGUACUUGAGUCAUGACGAUUCACUCAUCAAGGGCAGACUUCUCAAAUGGCAACACCCGUACAACUGCUUCAUCUGCCCACAGAGAUCCUGACAGGGAUUCUAGAAGAGGUCCCAUCGCAAGCCUCUCUUGCGAGUCUCGCGCGGACAUGUCGACGUCUUCAAAUGCAGGUAGAGCCUUAUCUCUACCGGUCUGUCUAUCUGGGCAACCAUGCCGGAGAAAGCUUCACCUAUGCCUUGGACCGUAAGAUGCUUCGCGCAGAAUACAUACAAGAGCUUGUGAUUCACUAUCACUAUCUUGAAGACGUUCCAAAUGAGGACGAAUAUUAUCCAAUCCUCGUGGAAAGCCUGGUACCAACCAUCGGCCGCCUGAUCAACCUGAAACGACUUGUCGUCAAGGGCCUUGAAUAUGAUAUAUGUCGAUCUUGUGAUGACCCGGAUUUCGGGCCUGGUCCAAGACUCGACGCUUUGUCUGAAAUCUGGUCCUGGCUCUUCCAGCAAUCAACCCAGUCGAUGUCGGGCGUUCUGCCUUCCUUAGCAACAUGCGAGCUGAUUAUGAACGACCUUAUACCUACACCCCUACAAAAUCCAACGGCCGACCUUUGGUACUUUUCCUCGCGCGAGACUGUCCUGCUUCAUCCCAAGCUACGGAAGCUGAGUAUAGUAGCAGCCAUCAUUUCCGGCCUGAGCUCGGAAACACUGAGUUAUACCAAGAGACCCUGGUUUAGCCCAACAUCCUUGGAAACCCUUACCCUUCUCUGCUGCGACGUAUCGCCACACGCUCUCCAAGAGAUGCUCAAAUUCCCCAAAGCUCUCAAGAACUUCACCCUGAAGGGAUCCCCAUGGACGACCCGGCCAGACCACUACCCCACAGACCGAGGAGCGAUCGUGAACGCCCUAAAAGCGCAAGCACAUUCACUCCUUAGCCUCGAACUAGACUUCUACCUGCGCACGGACUGCCCAGCCCUCGACUUCCGCGACUUCAAAUGUCUCCAACACCUCACCAUUGACCCGAAGGUCCUGAGAGGCGAUAAUGGCGGGCAAAGCCCCGAGGCGGAGAAACACCUCCGCCAAAAUUGUCACCUCCCCCCGAGUCUCCGAUCCCUGCGUUUCCGAGAGUAUAGAGAAUGGGAUAGACCGGAUCUGCUAACGCUAUCCAUCGUUCUCGACUGGGUGAUGUCUGGAGGCUUACCGAACGUAGAGAACAUCACGGUCCAGUCGGCCACGUACUUUUCGCACGCGAUAUUGGGCGCACCAGUCCCGGAUGGAAAGUCAUUCCAGCAAGCGUUCCGGACCGUCGGGGUGGCGUUAGCAGUGGAGCGUGUGCGGUCCUCCCUUGGCGAUGAGCACCUUACCAUUGAUUGCAAAUGUUGCUCGUUCUGUUGGCGGUACUUAGAUCAAUGGGAUAACUGAAUACCAAGUCACACAGUUCCUCAUAUUGGUCAUAUUAGACCAUACCCACUGUGGAGCCACCAAUUCGUAGUCCAAAUUUAGGAACUCUCAAUAGCAGAGGCUAAGUAAAAAAGAUCGCCAACCAAUACAGAAAGUAAACGUGGCUAUAGGUUACGGUGAGGAAAGCCUCGUUGCCUCGUUCUCAAAAUAGCAGUACAGG
This is a messenger RNA of Aspergillus pseudotamarii, 1698 nucleotides long. RefSeq names its product F-box protein. The record is from RefSeq and is a predicted model, not a curated record. Lineage: Eukaryota; Fungi; Ascomycota; Eurotiomycetes; Eurotiales; Aspergillaceae. Gene Ontology annotation, molecular function: protein binding. The transcript has 2 exons. Bases 135 to 1499 code for a protein of 454 amino acids.